UUUGGGCCCGCGUCGACACGGCUUGCUGCUGUUCCCCAUGAACCCCGUCGAACCCGCGCGACCGCAUCCAUCAUGACCUCGGGCAGGUCCCUGGGCGGUGGCCGCGUGCUCGGCAGCGGGCGCAACCUCUCGCCCGCCGUGUCCCCGCGCCCGCCUGCCCACCACCGCCGCAAUGCCAGCUUGCUGUCGCCCUCGGAGAGCUCUAUAUCCCUCAGCUCCCAGACGUCCAACAGCCCCGCAAGUACCGCCGAGGCCAGGGACGACAUCACCAGCAAGGUCUUGCUUCCAGGCGCCGAGAAUGCCGCAGCAAGCGCCUCCAGCAGGCUUGUGUGCCCCAUCUGCAAUGAGGAAAUGCUGACUCUGUUGCAACUGAACCGACAUCUCGACGACAACCACCAGAAUCUCGUAGAAGAGGAACAGGAUGAAGUCAAGAACUGGUUCGAGCAGCAGAUGGAGAAGGCAAAGAAAUUCCAGCCCCUAGCCGUUCUGAACCAGAAGCUCAAAGGCCUCGACGUCUUCGAAUCGAACGAUGCGCCUACACCGCCCCCGUUCGCCCAUGCUUCAACCGCCGCUCCUUCACACGAACCAGCGCCAGUUCGCCGAGACCCGGAAGAAGAAGUCACGCGAGCGCACUGGCAGCGGCCAAGCUAUCGCGACGUUUGCUCGGACCCCAUGUGUGGUAGACCCAUCAGUGCACAGAUGACGUUGGGAGGGAAUAAUUCUGCCGUCAACUGCAGAUGCUGCGGAAAGCUCUUCUGCGAGGACCACACUAUGUACCAGAUGAGGCUGUCGCGGCAGGCAAAACACGAUCCAGUAAGGGGCAUCUGGUGCAGGGUGUGCGAAACAUGCUACAAGUCAAGAGAUGGCUACAACGACCACCGUGGGCUCGACCGCGAUCACUUCAAAGGAUUCGCAGACAUCCGGAGAAAGAGGGUCGACCGAGAACACAUGGAAGUCAGCAGGCUAGAAAAGCGUUUGACGAAGCUGACGCAGCUGUUGGCAAACCCUCCUCCCGAUGAGAGUGCAACAAGCAGUUUUUGGCCGCUUUCAGGCGUGAAGAAUCAGCGUAAAGCCCUCGAGCAGUCUAUAAUCACCUGGGAGGAGGAUGCCAAGGUGUCGCAUUGUCCUUUCUGCCAGCAGGAGUUCUCCAGCUAUACCUUCCGUCGACACCAUUGCCGCAUGUGCGGCCGCGUAGUGUGUGGAGACCCGAAGACCGGAUGCUCUUCAGAGAUUGGGCUCAACAUCGCAGCAAGCGGGAACAGAACCGAGAAAGGUGAACAGAUGGGUGUCGACAUACGAAUGUGUAAGGACUGUAAUCACACGUUGUUCAGCAGAAGCGACUUCGAGCGGGAACUGGCGCAAAAUCCGACAGACCAGCGCGCAUAUGAGAACUUGACCCAGUUUGAGCGAGGCAUCCGCUUGCUCCUUCCACGAUUCCAAAAGCUGCUUAUGGCGCUACAAGAUCCAGACAAGCCGCCAUCACCGCAACAGCUUGCAGAUGCUACCAAAGUCCGGAAGAGGCUUAUGGAUGCAUUCUCCCAGUACGACACUGCAGCCAAAAGAAUUCGGGACUUGCCGACCGAGUCACCCACCCAGGCCAAAUUGCAGAGAGCUGUGUACCAACAAGCAUACAAUUUCCUGAGCACGCACAUGCUGCCAUUGCGGUCGCUACCGAGGGUCCUCAAGCACGCAGCCCCACAAGGCUUUAAAUCGAAUGGUCGUCAGAACGGAGGCGCACUUGCGUCUAUCAAGUACAACGACAGGCAAGCGGGGAGUGUUGUUAGUAGCAGCAGCGCAGUCUCUGCAUUAGAAUCGGAAGAGAAAGAGCUUCGUGAGAGACUCAUCAUCCUGGAGGAACAGAAGUUUAUGGUCUCAGAGAUGGUGGCAAAUGCUACUAAGCAUCGUCGCUUUGACGAAGUCACUAGCUUAGCACAGAAUUUGGAGGAUCUGAACAAGGAGAUCGAUCAGAUCAAUAGCCAGCUGGGGCAACUUGACUUCGCGGGUGCGUACCAGCGCGAGUUGGCGAGCCCACCCGGAUGACCGAAAAGCGGAAUGACGUACACAAUAUCACCACGGCCAUCCCACAGACCAACCGAAACGUUCCGGUACGCUCUUCGAUGCUGGAUUGCAUCGCAGGAACUCGAUAGCGGGCGCAUUGAGCUGGAUGAGCUCGACGCUCGCCUCGCAUACACUAGAUCACAGUCGCCCAAGCAAGAGCAUCCGCAAGGCCAACCACCAAUCUGCGGACAUUCGGCUUCAGGAUAUGGUUGCAUUUACAAGUGAGAAUGCUUUGUCUGGAGAUGCACAGGCGUAGGCCAAAGGCAGCAUAUAGUGAUAGACUGAACAGGCGCCAUAGGCUAAAAACAGGUCGAGAUUUGGUCAGUAUAGAGGGUUAAGCGUAGCGGUGGUGUAGGAUAGCAAGUAACGUGACCUAGGGUCCGGGAC
Molecule: messenger RNA, 2445 nt
Organism: Paraphaeosphaeria sporulosa
Lineage: Eukaryota; Fungi; Ascomycota; Dothideomycetes; Pleosporales; Didymosphaeriaceae
Exons: 3
Coding region: 73-2040 (655 amino acids)
Biological process (GO): DNA repair
Molecular function (GO): metal ion binding; DNA binding
Source: RefSeq, a predicted model, not a curated record